Molecule: messenger RNA, 2117 nt
Organism: Leopardus geoffroyi (Geoffroy's cat)
Lineage: Eukaryota; Metazoa; Chordata; Mammalia; Carnivora; Felidae
Gene: CBLN4
Product: cerebellin 4 precursor
Exons: 3
Coding region: 373-978 (201 amino acids)
Molecular function (GO): protein binding
Source: RefSeq, a predicted model, not a curated record
GGGUGAGAAUUUAUUACCGUUUUCCUCCUUGAGGUGUGAGUGUGGGGGGCCGGUGACUUUUAGAUGUCCAGGAGCCAGGGUGGGUGCGGGGGCCCCAGGUAGGGCUGAUUCUUGGGCGGAGGAGGGUGGGGUAGGGGGUUCUGCAUGAGCUCCUUAAAGGACAAAGGUAACAGAGCCAGCGAGAGAGCGCGAGCGGAGACUUUGACUUCAAACCACAGAAUUGGGGGAAGUGUGCGCGCCGCCGCCGCCGCCGUCCCUGCAGCGCUGUCGGUCUAGCCGCGGGCGUCUUCCCGAGCGCCGGGGUCCCGGGGUAGGAGGCGAAGCGGGCGAGCAGAGGCGCCGGCGGGCUGCGGCCGGCUCAAGCGGCUCACCAUGGGCUCCGGGCGCCGGGCGCUGUCCGUGGUACCGGCCGUGCUGCUUGCCCUCACCCUGCCGGGGCUGCCCGUCUGGGCGCAGAACGACACGGAGCCUAUCGUGCUGGAGGGCAAGUGUCUGGUGGUGUGCGACUCGAACCCGGCCACGGACUCCAAGGGCUCCUCUUCCUCGCCUCUGGGGAUCUCGGUCCGGGCGGCCAACUCCAAGGUCGCCUUCUCGGCGGUGCGGAGCACCAACCAUGAGCCGUCCGAGAUGAGCAACAAGACGCGCAUCAUUUACUUCGAUCAGAUCCUAGUAAAUGUGGGUAACUUUUUCACCCUGGAGUCUGUCUUUGUAGCACCAAGAAAAGGAAUUUACAGUUUCAGCUUUCAUGUAAUUAAAGUCUACCAGAGCCAAACAAUCCAGGUUAACCUGAUGUUAAAUGGAAAGCCGGUAAUAUCUGCCUUUGCUGGGGACAAAGAUGUUACCCGCGAAGCUGCCACUAAUGGGGUGCUCCUCUACCUGGAUAAGGAGGAUAAAGUUUACCUAAAACUGGAGAAAGGUAACUUGGUUGGAGGCUGGCAGUAUUCCACGUUCUCUGGCUUUCUGGUGUUUCCCCUAUAGGAUUUGAUCUCUCUGCGAUGUUGAUCCAGGGGAGGGGAGGCCCACCCCUGAGUUGUUGGAAGAUCAUUUCCUCAUCAUCGGAUUGACGUCUUUUAUUGGUUUCUCAUGGGUGAAUAUGGAUUCUCUUUAAGGAUCCUAGGCCUGUCCGAACUGAUACACAGUCUCGCAGAUGAUUUGUGUGUGUGUGUGUUUCAGUAUACUUGGAUGGGGACUCACAGCAGACAAUACCUAUCUGUGCUCAAGUGUUAACAGUUUAAAAGCUGUCUGCAAGGUUCAUUCUGAAUUUCAUUUCCUGGAAUCACUGAAUUCGUUGCAGAUGUGGCGUUUUCUUUCUUUGUUUCUAAAAGACUGGCGACCGGGUCUUAAGAAUUAGAAAACUCUCAAGUUCUGACUGCAAUCAACGGUUAGUAUGAUACUGCCAAAGAAUUGUAUGCUGUGUUGAUAUAUUGAUUACACUUGUUUUUAUUCCUUUGGAACUCGUCUCUGUUGUUCUCUUAAGGUAACUGGGAAUUGCUUUUUUCAGUGACUGGCUUUGUGUCUUCUCUACCAAUAGGGUAACGAAUGGCUUGCCCGCAAAUUUACCCUGUGAGAUCACCAACAUGACUUCCCUUAACAAAAAAGAAUGCUUCAUAGUUGUAUUUUAAUUAUAUAUGUGAAAGAGUCAUAUUUUCCAAAUUAUAUUUUCUAAUAGGAAGAAUAGAUCAUAAAUCUGACAAGGAAAAAAGUUGCUUCCCCGAGUUCUAAGUUGCUCAGCCCCCAGAACCUCCACCAGAUCGCCCUCCUCCCUGGGAAAUCGUAUACUUUCUUGCUCAGCUUGAAUUACCAUGAUUGAUAAUAACCACUUUAUUAAAAACCUGAGGGAUUUUUUUUCCCUUAGACCUGACCGCUUUAUUAACUGGAGAUGGGAUGCCCCUGUUUUUAAUUAUACCUAUUUUUCAAGCCUUCUGUUGUGUUUGGAAGUAUCAUCUGGUUUUGCCUUAAUUCCUUAAAUUGUAUAUAUUUAUCUGUUUAGCUAAUAUCACAUCCAAAUAUCCCAUAUCUAAACUUAGUGCAAUAUCUUAUUUUGUCUUUUGUACAGGUUAUAUGAACUCACAAAAUUACUUAUGUCUCUGUCAUAGAAUAAAGGUUAAUACACGUUA